CGGGGCCGUGCGGGCAGGGGAGGCAGCACCGGAGCCGGAGCCGCACUGAGGCGGGCGGGCGAGGGCUAAGCAGGGGCAUGGCGGCAGCGGGCAGGGCGCUGGUGUACGGGGGCAGAGGGGCCCUGGGCUCCCAGUGCGUGCGGUACCUCAAGGCCAGGAACUGGUGGGUGGCCAGCAUCGACCUGGCGGAGAACGAGGAGGCCAGCGCCAGCGUGGUGGUGAGGGCGACCGACUCCUUCCCCGAGCAGGCUGAGCAGGUUACAGCAGAGGUUGGAAAACUUCUUGGUGAAGAAAAGGUGGAUGCAAUCUUGUGUGUAGCAGGAGGAUGGGCUGGAGGCAGCGCCAAAGCUAAAUCUUUAUACAAAAACUGUGAUCUGAUGUGGAAGCAGAGCAUUUGGACAUCCACUAUUUCCAGCCACCUAGCCACAAAACAUCUGAAAGAUGGUGGCCUCUUGACUUUGACAGGAGCUCAAGCUGCUUUAUCUGGAACCCCAGGGAUGAUUGGCUAUGGCAUGGCCAAAGGAGCAGUGCAUCAGCUUUGUCUGAGUUUAGCUGGUGCCAAUAGUGGCUUGCCAUCUGGUUCUGCUGCUGUUGCCAUUUUACCGGUUACCUUAGAUACACCAGCAAACAGGAAAUCAAUGCCUGACGCAGACUUCAGUUCCUGGACACCCUUAGAAUUCAUUGCUGAAACCUUUUAUGACUGGAUAACAGGAAAGAAUCGACCAAACUCGGGGAGUCUAAUCCAGGUGAUAACUACAGGAGGGAAGACUGAACUAGUUGCAGCACAUCUUUGAUUUCAGGCACUUAAGAUGGUGGAACUACAGCAGAGGAGAAGCUAUGGAAAAAUCUGUCUGCCAGUAUAAUUUAGAUCGUCUUCUGUAUCCAGUGAUUGUAUUUAUGUCAUUAAUGGAAGCAGAUUUCAAGUAAUGUUCUGUCAGAUGUAAGCUAUUGGCAUUUGUUUACCAACAAGUAUUUGUCUCUAAAAGGAAAUUGCAGGCUUUAAAGUUCUGUAGAUGUCCUAAUUCUGCAUAUUGACUUGCCCAUUUUUACUGACAUGAGAAUUGUGCUUAAUUAUGUCAUUUAAUCACAUAUAUAAUGGUCGGAUUUUUUUCUCAGUAAGUUUUUCUGGCAACUUAUAGUCAAUCUUUCAAUAGUCUGUCUACCUUUUUCUGUCUGAGAAUAUAACCCCACCUCAGCAUAUCAUGUUGGCUGUAGUUAUAAGGAAACAUUGCAGUCACAAAUAAUGUCCUAGUCGUGUAACAUUUUUUUCAUGUGAAUGUUCCACUUGAGUUAAUGGAACUGUAUAGAGAUCACUCAAGAUGGAGUUCCUAAUUUGCCUUACAGUUUAUAAGCUGCUACCAGGCCUACAGUUGUAGGAUAAAAUAGUCAUUCUGCCAAAUGAUUAGUAUGUCUGUGUUAGUCAUGAUGGUUCUUUACAGCACUUUUUUUUUAAAAAAAAGUAGUACUAGAAAAAGGAUUCACACACUUCUAUUUGAAUAUUGAACUUUUUGUGCUAAAUAAAAGUAUAUUGUUUUAUGCA
Molecule: messenger RNA, 1540 nt
Organism: Apus apus (common swift)
Lineage: Eukaryota; Metazoa; Chordata; Aves; Apodiformes; Apodidae
Gene: QDPR
Product: quinoid dihydropteridine reductase
Exons: 7
Coding region: 78-794 (238 amino acids)
Biological process (GO): L-phenylalanine catabolic process; tetrahydrobiopterin biosynthetic process
Cellular component (GO): cytoplasm
Molecular function (GO): NADH binding; 6,7-dihydropteridine reductase activity; NADPH binding
Source: RefSeq, a predicted model, not a curated record